Pseudophryne corroboree (corroboree frog) is the source of this 6329-nucleotide messenger RNA. It is a transcript of the gene DENND2C, whose product is annotated as DENN domain containing 2C. The transcript has 19 exons. The coding region runs from base 573 to 3398 and encodes 941 amino acids. The record is from RefSeq and is a predicted model, not a curated record. NCBI's taxonomy places the organism in Eukaryota, Metazoa, Chordata, Amphibia, Anura, Myobatrachidae.
GAUAUGUGAGUGAGUGUUCGUAGGUCUCCACCCAGCAGCAGCACAUUACACAGACGUGCCCCUACACAUCCACAGCGCGGCUCCUGCCGUGACUAAUACACUGCCCUGACUGAGCUGUGCGCGGAGUGUGUGGGUCAUAUGACAUUCCUCUGCUCCUCUUUUGUGUAUCAUCCAUUCAUCUCCCAGCAGUGCCUAAGCCAUCACAUUCACAUCACUGAGAGGCUGCAGCGUGGAUUAUAUCACACAGACGUGGAUUUUAUCCUGAAUGUGGUCUGCAGUUCCUGCACAGCCGUCCCUGCUGAAACACUGAACAAGCGACCUCGAUGUACAGAGUACUGCGUAGCUCUUACGUGUGAGCUCAUAGCUCCAUGAAACUGUACUCUUUGAACUAUUCUACCACUACAGAAUGAAGUCAUGUUACAGAAGAAAAUAGAGAACCGCUUUCAAGGCACAAAGUCACCAAAUUAUCAGUUUUGAAAGCCUUUUUGGUUACGCCAUUAGAGUUCAUGAGGUGGAUGUAAUUGAGGUCUCUCAGUAAUGCAACCAACUAUGAAGCUCAUAUAACUAGAGAGAUGCCUGUUAUGCAUACCAUGGGGAGCCCAGAAUGCGGCUUGACCCGAUCUGCUCAACAAACUCUCUCAAGAAGUCACUGCAAAAAUAUCAAGCAGAAAAUCUCUCAGUGGGAAGUCAGGGCCAAUAUCGGCUCCUGUGGAGAUCUACUGGAUUUAAACCUCAGCAGAGGUUCCUGUGAUCAAAAUGAGCUUACAAAAUCCAUAGAAGAUGGACUGGACAAUAGGAUGCGAGGUGUAAGUCGUGGUAAGAACGUGGGCCUGGAUUUCAGGGAAAGGAGUAGAGACAACUUAUUAGCUGGUGAAAAUCACAGAGUGACACAUAGUGAACUAGAUGAUUAUGAGGAACAUAUAGACAAUCUAAGGCAUUAUACCACAAAAGAAAGGACAUUCUUAAAUCCAGAAAUAGACCUUCCGCCAGGGAACUUUUACACCUCUGCAGGAAUGUUCAAGAAAAACAGCGCAAUUUCACAGGAGGACUUAACAGAAAUGGUUUUGGAUUUUAAAAGAAAAAGGGGUAAAAGCAUUUCAACAGAAAAGGAGCUCGAUUAUAGAGGGCUAACAGACCAAAACAUUGGCAUGAAAAGUUUGGAAAAUAUUUAUUACGAUACCGAACUAUUCAGUGUUGUCCCAUCUAUAAACCCUGUCCCUAAGCCACGAAGAACAUUUCGCUAUGCUAACUGUAAUCAUCGUGAGGAGGCUAUGGACAAUUACCACAACCAUAGGAGGAGAAAGUCAGUGGAUGAGAGUGACACGGAAUCUUCCGAUCCGUCUAUCCCAACACCUGAGCCAAAGAAACCUGGCAACAGGAAACUGAGACCUAGAUCCAAAAGGAAAUCCUUUGAAUUUGAAGAUCUUCAAACAUUCAGACGCUUCAUACAACAAACAAACCACCCUGAGAUCUCUGAAGAACCCAGUGAGCCUUCACGGUCCGCUCUAUAUCACACGGUGUCUGAAGACAACAUCUACGAGGAUAUCAUGUAUCCUCAGAAAGAGAAUCCUUAUGAAGAUAUCAAAAUAUCUCCUUUACCCGUGUGGAGGGUCCCAUCCACAUGGAAGAUCCCACCUCCACGUUGUACAAUCAAAGCACCCAAGAUUCCUUCAAAACCAAACUUUUUGAAAAGACAGACAUUGGAGCUGAAAAGCACCAAAUUGUACAUUCACAAGAAGACUACCAAGGACUCCACAUUACCAGUGACACUGAUGGAAUGGAAAGUGUUCAGGAAUGGAGGAGAAACUGCUAAGAAGAGAAAGAAGUUCCCCAGGCUGGUGGUGAAAAUUCAGGAUAUAUUUGAUGCUAAACGCGGAAAGAAGAAGGUUAAGAUCCAGAACUUUGCUGGUCAGGAUACCACUUCAUCAAAAGGAGAAGCAAGUGAAUCUGAAAGUGAGGCAGAGGAUCGCCAGAAAAAACACAAUAAGCGUUUGGCCCAAGUCCAGAGUUCCCUGAAGCGGAACCCUCACUACCAGACUUUGGAGAGAGAUCUCAUUGAACUUCAGGAGCAGCAGUUGUUUGAGUUGUUUGUGGUGGUUUCUUUGCAGAAAAAGCCAUCUGGAAAUAGCUAUAUCCCCUACAUUACUCAGCAGUACCCCAGUAAGAAUGAUCAUCCAUUGAAGCAAUCGAAGGACACAGAGGAGAGGCUCAAAGUUAUCCCACAAUUUUGCUUCCCUGAUUCAAAAGAUUGGGCACCCACAUCCAAUCUCAAAAGUGAAACCUUUUCUUUUGUGCUGACUGGAGAAGAUGGGAGCAGAUGGUUUGGCUAUUGCAGAAAACUUUUGCCUCAGGAUAAAGGUAAACGACUGCCAGAGGUGUACUGUAUGGUCAGCAGACUGGGCUGCUUCAACCUAUUUUCUAAGAUUCUAGAUGAAGUAGAGAAGAGGAGGGUGAUAUCCCCGGCUCUGGUGUCUCCAUUCAUGCGCAGUGUCAUGGAGGCUCCAUUCCCUGCACCUGGACGCACAAUAACUGUGAAGAGCUUUCUGCCGGGAUCAGGAAAUGAGGUGAUUGAGCUUUGCAGGCCGAUGGACUCCCGAUUGGAACACGUAGACUUUGACUGCUUGUUUAGCUGCCUCAGCGUCCCUCACCUCAUCAAGGUGUUUGCCUCGCUUCUACUUGAGAGACGAGUCAUCUUUGUUGCCGACAAUCUUAGCACCUUGUCUAAGUGCGCUCAUGCAGUGCUUGCUGUGCUGUAUCCUUUCACCUGGCAGCACACUUACAUCCCCGUCCUUCCGGCUUCCAUGAUUGAUAUAGUCUGCUCUCCUACUCCAUUCCUUAUCGGCAUCCUGUCAUGUUCAUUACCUCUGCUAAGUGACCUCCCCAUUGAAGAGGUAUUAAUAGUUGAUUUAUGCGCAAACAAGUUUCUGCAGCAGAUAUCGGAUGAAGACGACAUUUUACCUCACAAGCUCCAGUCUGCGCUGUGCCAGAUCUUGGAGCAGAGAAAUGACAUCUUGUAUCAUGAGCAACAUUUCACAGAAGAAGACGUCACUCUGAAUUCUCUGGUAUCAGAAUCCUUUGUGUGGUUCUUUGUGGAGAUUGUUGGACAUUAUUCUUUACACAUGUAUGUGAAUGAGAAGGGUGAGCGGAUUUUCCAGAGAGAGCCCUUUCGCAAGUCGCACACAUCCCGGAGUGUUCGCCAAUUCCUGGACCUCUUUAUGGAGACUCAGAUGUUUGCAGGAUUUACACAGGACAGAGAACUGAGGAAAAGUGUUGUGAGAGGACUUUUUGAGGUUCGAGCCUGUGAAUAUCUAAAGACACUUCCAGAGACAGAGCCCAGCGGAGUCAACAAAUUUUUGAAAGGAUUAAGUAAUAAAAUUAAAUUUCUUCAAAAGAAAUGAUUCAUGUGAAGAACAUGACUAAAGAUUUGGAGUUGGAUUUGAUGGAUGAGAAUCAGUCAGAGUUUGUGACAAUUUCUUACGUGGAUUAUCUAUUAUAUAGGAGAAUGAAAAGAACUCUAAUAAUUGUCUUCCACUGGCUUCUUCUGGAAUGAAGGAACGUUUAAGCAUUGACACAAUGGUGAACUGACCAAUUUAAUGAGUAGAGAAUGGUUGGAUUCUAUCAAAGUCCCUUUCAUGACACACAGAUAGUGGAUAUUUAAAGUUCAUUGGAUGAUCUUGGUCACCUUUGAAUAUUUUGAAUGGCAACAUUGGAUUGGAGUAUUAAUUCUCAGAAGUGCUACAUUUGGGAUGGCUGAGCUUUUCAUCCAAUACUAAAAGUAUUAAGAGACUGGAGUAUCUUUCAUCAAGACUUUUAAUACUAGCCCAGGUGGCCAGCAGAUUUUAUUUGGUAUUACUGUCAUGUAUCCUGGGAAAAAUGCAUGUGUGGGUCUCAUCAACAGAUGGCUACAUUUGGUAAUUCAGACAGCGCAUUACUAUGGCUGAAUGUGGCAGACCUCAAUGAUCAUCAUUCUAAACAGAUGUCUCCAGCAGUCAUUCACAGUGUUAUCAGAUGGAUAUAAUUAUUCAUUUAUGCCCCACUUGAACAGGAAGGACAGUCAAUGAAAGUUAUAAGAAAGCACUUCAUUAUAUAAUUUAUAUGUAAAUACCAGACUAAAUAGACCUUGUCACUGUCAAAAAAAAAAAAAUCUAAAAAAUCUAUAAUUCUAAAAAUAUUACACUAUACCUAAAUAUAAAUUGUACUGGAAUGUCAUGAUUUGAUGUUCUGUGUUGCACUCACUUAAAAUUAAUAUGUACAAACCGGGUGUCACUUACCACUGUGAAAUGUAUCAUAAUACACUCUGGUCUGUUCAUAGUAACGCACAGUAUUCUGUAUAACUUGAGUGGGAUAAUGCUGUUUGAAUCCUGGUUACUUACAUCUACAAUGCAAAGGUCACAGCUUCCUUCAAGUAUUUCUGUAAAUGUUUUAAACUCUAGAAAUGCACUUUAUACAGCAUGUUACAGAUUACAUACAAUGCAAGUGCCUUUCUUACAGUAAGUGUCAGGAUUGCAUUAUGGUGAAUUUAUCAACUGCAGAAUUGUUACAUUAUGCUACCUACAUUUAUAAUGAUAGUUAUGACUGCGAAUAUGAAUAUUUUCUGCAUUCCGUUUUGGAGGUGAUUUGGCAGGUCUUGCAUGCAAAUCUGGAGAACUCCAGUGUCAUUUAAAGUUUUCGUUGAAACCCACCCUUCCCCAUCUCCACAAACAUUACUGAGUUAUUCAUUCUUGGCUUAGAAUGGUCCAGCUUUCUGAUCAUCAUAAUCCUGGCCACAGGCUAAGGCACCUGUAGUAGAUUGAGUAGGUAUAUGGUGGCAGUAAAGUUCUUGGAGGGACACCUACGAUUUUACUGUGGGGGAGGGGGGAACACAUGAUGUUUAGGCACAUAUAUAAGAGUUCUCCUUCAAUAAGAAUACAGAUGUGUAUUUCAUUUAAUGUAGUUCCACAAUGGUUGUUUCAAGUUGUCCUAGAAAUAUUACAUUAUAAAAGUAUGUGAGAGACUCUUAUUUGAAAGUAUAGUUUUAGAUGAAAUCUUCAUAUACUGUACAUAAUAAGCAUGCUACAUAUACAGGAGACACAUAUUUAGAAGGAGGGUACCAUAUAAGGUCACUAUUACAUUUUGGUAUUGUCCCUUCUAGAACCAGAGAAAGGUGCUGCCAUUUUAACCAUUAAAGGGCAUCUCCAUUUGUGUCAUGCGGCUCUGCUGGUGCGGUCUGUCUAGAUCUGUACCCUGUUGUCAAGGUAAAGACAUUCUGAAAAACAGAUUACAGACAAGACUGGAUUACAUCAAGUGUUAGCUGAUAAAUGACAUGUAGUCAAACCCUUGGACGUACUGUACACUAAACUCAUUUAUUAUUAUGAGUUAAACUGGGUAUGCUGUCUAUUAUAGUGCCACAUACAUCUGUGAAUAGUGUAACUUUUGGUUUUGAAUUGUGACUGUAUAAUUGUGUUAAUAUUGUUACUCUUAUAAAAGUGUGCCACGAACAGUGGCAUUUCAGAUUACCAGCUACUAUAGUGAGAAUAAGUGACAUUCACCAAACUUGCUACCAUAUUGUGACAAAGUGUGACUAAUACAGCAGGCUCACCAGGAACGACAGACACUUCUGUUCGAUUCUGUUGUAUCCAUAAUCUGGUAAUAUAAACUAGUACUGAUAUCUGAUUGCAGGAUAUUCCGGUACAUAAGAAGAUACACAAUAGCAGCAUAAUAAUGAAUGAUAAAGACCUAAGGGGGCAUUUACUAAGCAGUGAUAAGAGCAGAGAAAUGAGCCAGUGGAGAAAUUGCCCCAUCAACCAAUCAGCAGCUCUGUAUCAUUUUAUAGUAUGCAAAUUAUAGAUGUUACUUCAGUGCUGAUUGGUUGCCAUGGGCAACUUCUCCACUGGCUCACUUCUCUGCUCUUAUCAUUGCUUAGUAAAUGUCCCCUAGUUUGUUAAAGAACUAGUAUUGUGCAUAGAAAGCUAAUAAACUAUUCACAAACAGUUUCUGUACUAAUUUCCCAUUCAGAAGUUCUUUACUGGCUGGUGAAAUAAAUGAGUGACUAUUAGUCAGUGACCAGCCAAUCCCAUUCAUUGUCUUGCAGUGUUGUUCAUGUGCUGAAUAAAUUCUACUCUUAUUCAUUGAUGAAUUGCAACAUAGAGAUACGUUAAAAUAGUUCACAUAACGUGUUCAUGGUUAAAACAACUGGCUCAUAUUGAGCUUGUACAUUAAUGUCAAAUUAUUACUGUAUAUGCUUUUGCAUUUAUAUUUUGUAGAUAAAUAUGUAAUGCUUUCCUAUGCCCUGUAUAUGUCAAUGUAAUAUUUUUAUACUUCACUCUAAAUAAAGUGUUACAUGGAAUGUG